Molecule: messenger RNA, 1233 nt
Organism: Strongylus vulgaris
Lineage: Eukaryota; Metazoa; Nematoda; Chromadorea; Rhabditida; Strongylidae
Source: the annotation of a GenBank genome assembly
AUGCAUCAAAAAAUAAAAUCAUUGCAGCUCCUCACUCCUACAUUCCAUGACAACGAUAACGAUGGAGUUGGCGAUUUUAAAGGGGUUACCGAGAAACUCGACUUGCUGAAGAAAAUCGGAGUGACUACUGUUUAUCCCACUCCCGUAAUCGAAAUCCAAAAGGACGAGUACUUUAAUCCCUAUGAUGUAGUCGACCAUCUCCAAGUUGACAAACGUUUCGGUACCGAAGCAGAUUUCAAAGAACUUGUUGAGGCUGCUCAUAACAGAGAUAUGUAUGUUGUGAUGGAUCUCCCUGUGACAUCGGUUUCUAUUCAUCAUCCUUGGUUCCGCGAUGGCGAGAGUGAUGUCUUUGUUACCGCUAAAGAAGGCUCCAAAGCUUUUGAUCAACCAAAUUAUCACCCGUUUCCUAGUGAUAAUACCACAAAGUACUUGGGCUAUCCAACCGCUGCAAACCCAGUGCUAAAUUGGUCAAACACAAAAGUCAAGGGAACCAUCGAAGAAGCUAUCAAGAAAUAUCUGCUUAUUGGCUUAGACGGCUUUCACAUAGAUCACAUCAGCCAGCUGGCACUUGAUGAGACUGGAAAAACUAAUCCCGACACCGCUAUCGCUGCCCUAAAGGAACUAACCUCUAUGAUCAAAAAAGUACUAUCCUCUUCACAUCGAGACAUUGGUGAAGUACACGCGAAGGCUCGGGAAACCGGCGAUCUUCACUAUGUCGUCGAUGACUCUUUCGCCAAGCUUUCAACAGAGAAAUGCUCGAAGGGAGUAGCUGUCUGUGCACACGACACUUUAUCAGAAUCGAAUGCAAGACACCAGGCUGAUUCAUACAUACCAUACUGGCAAUUUUCCAACGCUGACAACAGUCGACUUGCGUCUCGUUUUGAUCCAGAAACUGCGAAUCUCCUAAACUUCUUGCAGUUAACUCUUCCUGGAGCAAUGUCAGUUUACUACGGUCAAGAACUUGGUCUAAAAGACGUGGGUACACCUCCAAGCCCUCGCGGCAUCAUGCAGUGGACAGCGUCUGGAAAGGAUCAUCAUGGCUUUCUUUCCUCCAACGAAGCUAAUAUUGGAAAGUUGUUCUUUGGGGAGAGUGACGAUGCCAAGGAGGAGGAUAACUUCGAGACACAAUACGCUCAAGAGAAUUCCCAGCUUAAAGUAUACCAAAAACUUGCAAGAAUGCGACAGCGUGACGAGGCACUCAUUCUUGGAAGCACAGUAAAAGACGAGCUCAUA